Sesamum indicum (sesame) is the source of this 3396-nucleotide messenger RNA. RefSeq names its product GC-rich sequence DNA-binding factor-like protein. NCBI's taxonomy places the organism in Eukaryota, Viridiplantae, Streptophyta, Magnoliopsida, Lamiales, Pedaliaceae. Gene Ontology annotation, cellular component: U2-type post-mRNA release spliceosomal complex; nucleus. Gene Ontology annotation, molecular function: DNA binding. Gene Ontology annotation, biological process: spliceosomal complex disassembly; mRNA splicing, via spliceosome. The record is from RefSeq and is a predicted model, not a curated record.
CCGGCAAUCAAAGUUUACCCAUCCAUACGGAGCCGAUCACAGAACUAAUCGAAAACCUAUUCUCGACCCGCCACCAUGAGCACCAAAUCCCGCAACUUUCGCCGCCGUGCCGGUGACGACGAAGAUGAAGACGAUACCAACUCUGCGGCUCCCUCCACCGCUAAAAGCAACGGCACCCCUUCCACCACAAAUAGACCCUUGGCCACGAGUAAACCCAAGAAAACGUCCUCUCAGCCCCCUUCUAAAAGUCUCCUUUCAUUCGCCGAUGACGACGACGAAUCACCCUUUUCUCGGCCGGCUCCCAAGCCCUCCUCUUCUUCCUCUUCACGUCUCUCCAAAUCAUCAGCUCACAAACUCACUUCCUCCAAGGACCGACUUGCUCCACACCCUCCAUCCUCCACCCUCCCUUCCAAUGUCCAGCCACAAGCCGGAGUUUACACUAAAGAAGCCCUCUUAGAGCUUCAGAAAAAUACUAAAACCCUCGCGGCACCCGCCCGUAAUAAGCCCAAGCCCGAGCCGGAACCUGUAGUAGUCUUAAAGGGUUUGAUAAAACCCGUAAUUGCGAACGAUUUAGAUUCUGGAACUGCCGCUAGAAGUCAAGAUUUUGAGGAGGACGAUAUGGGUUUUGAUCGAAAGCGCAAAGAUUUGAAUAUUGAGAGAAAUGAUGCACUAUCCCGGUUGAAGGAUAUUGGUUUAGGGCCUGGUUUGAGGGAGGAUGAGGAAGUGAUACCGGACAAGGCAACGAUAGAGGCAAUUAGGGCAAAGAGGGAGAGGCUGAGACAGGCCAAGGCUGCAGCACCAGAUUAUAUAGCAUUGGAUGGAGGGAGUAAUCACGGUGCAGCUGAAGGUUUGAGUGAUGAGGAGCCGGAGUUUCAGGGGAGGAUUGGGUUCUUCGGCGAGAAAAUUGGUGGUGCUGAUAAGAAAGGUGUUUUUGAGGAUUUUGAGGAGAAGGCAAUGCCAAAAGAGAGGGGUACCGAAAUGGUUAGUGAUGAUGAAGAUGAGGAGGAUAAGAUGUGGGAAGAAGAGCAGGUUAGAAAAGGGUUGGGAAAGAGGCUAGAUGAUGGUGUUGGGGCUCAAGGAGUGGGUGGAAGUGUUACUGGUGUCAGUAGUAUUCGGCAAAGUGGUAGUUUGCAGCCAAGUUUUGGGUACUUGGGUAGUGGAACCAGUGUGACGCAUCAUCCUCCGGUGCAAAAUGUGGAAGCUACUGGUAGCUACAGUAGUAUUGGUGGGGCUGGUGGAGAAUUAGUUGGUUCCAAUGUGAUGUCUAUAUCUCAGCAGGCCGAGCUUACUAAGAAAGCCUUGAAUGAGAACUUGAGGAGGGUUAAGGAAUCUCAUGGCCGAACAAUGGUGUCAUUGGCUAAGACUGAAGAAAAUCUGUCUUCUUCCUUGCUGAAUAUUACUAGCCUAGAGAAUUCUCUGGCUGCUGCUGGUGAGAAGUUCCUCUUUAUGCAAAAGCUUCGUGAGUUUGUUUCUGUUAUAUGUGAGUUCUUGCAGCAUAAAGCUCCUUUCAUUGAAGAACUUGAAGAACAAAUGCAGAAGCUUCAUGAAGAACGUGCAAGAGCCAUCACAGAAAGAAGAGCAGCAGACAAUGAUGAUGAAAUAUCUGAAAUAGAACAAGCUAUUAUUGCAGCACGUGCAGAAUUCCGUAAAGGAGUAAGCAAUCCAGAAAAAGUUGCCGCAGCUAUUGCUGCCUCUCAGAUUGCAUCUGCUAAUGCAAGAGCAUUAAAAAGUGCACCUGUGGAGCUAGAUGAAUUUGGUAGAGAUGUAAAUCUGCAAAAACGAAUGGAUAUCACAAGAAGGGCAGAAGCUCGACAAAGAAGGAGAGCGAAAGCCGAUUCUAAAAGAAAAUUGGCCAUGGAAAAUGAUAAUUCCAAUCAACAAAUGGAAGGAGAAUUGAGCACUGAUGAAAGUGAUAGUGAGAGUACAGCUUAUGAGUCAACACAUAAUCAAUUACUUGAGGUUGCUGAUAAAAUUUUCAGUGAUGCAGCUGAGGAUUUUUCUCAAUUCUCAAUUGUGGUUGGAAGAUUUGAAAGAUGGAAGAAAGAUUACGCAUCAAGUUAUCGUGAUGCAUAUAUGUCAUUAAGUUUACCUGCUAUUUUCUCACCCUACGUGAGGCUCGAGCUUCUGAAGUGGGAUCCACUUCAUGAAGAUGCAGAUUUCAUUGAUAUGAAAUGGCAUUCCUUGCUAUUCAAUUAUGGUCUUCCAGAAGAUGGCAAUGAAAUCAGUGGAGAGGAUGCUGAAGCUGAUGCUGAUGCCAAUCUAAUUCCUGAAUUGGUUGAAAAACUUGCAAUUCCUAUUCUACACCAUCAGUUAGCUCAUUGUUGGGACAUGCUUAGCACCCGUGAGACGAAGUAUGCUGUUUCUGCUAUGAACUUGAUAAUCAGAUAUGUAAACCUCUCGAGUUCUGCUCUUGCUGAGUUGGUAACUGUGUUACGUGAUCGUCUCACUAAGGCUGUGGCUGAUUUACUGGUGCCCACGUGGAGUCCACUUGAAAUGAAGGCUGUACCAAAUGCAGCACGAGUUGCAGCAUAUAGGUUUGGUACAUCUGUUCGUUUGAUGAGAAACAUAUGCUUGUGGGAUAAAAUCCUUGCGAUGCCUAUUCUUGAGAAGAUUGCUCUUGAUGAACUUUUAUGCGGCAAGGUUCUUCCUCAUCUUCACAGCAUACAGUCAAACGUCCAUGAUGCAAUUGUACGUGUAGAGAGGAUCAUUGCUUCACUUUAUGGUGUCUGGACAGGUCCCAGUGUUACAGGGGAUCGCAGCCGAAAAUUGCAGCCUUUGGUAGAUUACUUGCUAUUGAUUGGGAAGACACUGGAGAAAAAGCACGUGUCCAGUGCCAUGGAAACUGAAAGUGGUAAACUUGUGAGACGAUUAAAGAAAAUGCUGGUGGAGCUUAACGAAUACGACCAUGCAAGGGCACUAUCAAGAACAUUCAAUCUCAAAGAGGCGCUCUAGUUUUACUCUCAUGUGUUGGGUUCAAAAGCCGUCAGCUUCUUGAAAACAAGGCAGCUCGAGUGGUGAUUUUUCUUGUACAAUUGUGAGAAUAGUAUAAUUGUGUAUGUUCCUUUUGGAGGAAUCUACUACUAUCACACUGCUAGUAUCCAUGUGUUGGUUUAACACACCGGCAUUUCUCUCACAUGGUCGCUACAGAGCUGUUGCUUUGUUGGCCAAUUUCCAGAGACGUUUACGUUAGCUCAUAAUGAUGUAGGAAUUGCAUUUAGUCACAGGACAAGUGUUAUUAUAUCAUUACUUGACCUUCGCAUAUCUACGACACCUUAUUCUAUGAAUGCAUAUCUAUAGUAUUAGUAUAUGUGCCAAAAAUGUGUAUAACAAUUGGCAGCAAUAUUUGAAACUAAAAUAUUGUAUGGUAUGGAUGUGUAGAGCAUCAUUCACCAGACA